Molecule: messenger RNA, 7196 nt
Organism: Rhopalosiphum padi (bird cherry-oat aphid)
Lineage: Eukaryota; Metazoa; Arthropoda; Insecta; Hemiptera; Aphididae
Gene: fra
Product: neogenin
Exons: 28
Coding region: 403-4710 (1435 amino acids)
Biological process (GO): cell-cell adhesion
Cellular component (GO): membrane
Molecular function (GO): protein binding
Source: RefSeq, a predicted model, not a curated record
UAUCGGCCAAUCGCGACCCGAGUCUCGUGUUUACUACCGAUCACGGCGACUACCACCAGCGCGAAACAGUCAUCAUUGUUUGUUAUUAUUAUUAUUAUCAAAUCCGAUCGGAAACGCACAAACUAGCGACGGCAACGACCCGUAGGAAAACGACCGACAUUUUUUUUAGCCGUUGCCACCGUAUAAACGAACCGAAUCGCGGACCACGACGACGACGACGACGACAUUGUAUACCGAAAGUCGACACGAUCGGUGAGACGGGUGACGGAUCACGAUUGAACGCGUCCACUCGCCGAGUCGGCCGCCAUGUCGCGCGACCCGUAACCUCGCCGGACGGAAAAGCGUAUCCGAUAGCAGCAGCAGCACCGUAACCGCUGUUACGCAUAGUCCUGUUUCCACAACAUGCGCCCGAGCGGCGGCGUCCGCCGGAAACUCCUGUUGUCCGGUUGCUGUCUGGCGCUGAGGCUUCUGCUGUUGGUCGCGCCUGUACGAAGUAGUGUACGGUUUAUAACUGAACCUAGUGAUAUUGUAACAACUGCCGGUAAAACCAUACGAUUGGAUUGUGAAGCAAAUUUUGAUAGUGUUGCUACAUUGCCUCAAAUUAGAUGGAGGAUUCCUGAUGGACAGUACUUUGAUUUUAUUGGAGAUACUAGAAGAUCUAUAUUAAAAAAUGGGUCUUUGCUUAUUAAAAAUGUUUUCAAUAAUGACGAAAAAGAUAUUUCUGAAGGCUUAGAAGCAUAUCAAUGUGUUGCAUUUGUUGAUAAUAUUGGUUCUGCUGUUAGCCGUAUAGCAACUAUAACUCUUGCACGUCUAUCACCAUUUGAAAAACAACCUACAGAUUUAAGACUUCUUCCUGGACAAACAGCACAUUUCUCAUGUGUUAUUAAUUCACAACCUUUACCAAAAAUUACUUGGUUCAAAGACCAUUCACCAUUAGUAAUAGAUAGAACUCGUAUGACAAUAUUUCCAUCAGGAGCAUUAGAAAUUGAUUAUGUUCAAAAAGAAGACAAUGGUGCUUAUCGGUGUAAUGUUACUGGAUUAGAUAGGCAUAGAUUAAGUGACCCAGGAGUAUUAACAAUUGUUGAAAAUGAAGAUACAAUUAAAAGAUUAAAAGCUCCAGAAUUUGUUGCUAAACCUCAACCAACAAUAGCUUUGGAAGGAUCUAUUGUAACUUUAGAUUGUGCAGCUGUCGGAAAUCCACGACCACAAAUUUCUUGGUUAAAAGGCGGUACUCUAAUUGAUAUGGCAUACCUGGAUUCCCGGUUUAGUAUAAUUGGUACUGGUGGCUUACAAAUAACACAAGUAAAUAAAAAUGACGACGGAAAUUAUAUUUGCCGAGCAGAAAAUCAUGAAGAUUCUACUGAUGCUUCUGCUACAUUAGAAGUUCAUGUUAAACCACAAUUUAUUCGCAAACCUAAAGAUACAAUGGUUCUUGAAAAAGAAGAUAUAAUAUUGGAGUGUGAAGUAGCUGGUAAACCUCCACCACGAGUUAUUUGGCUAAAAAAUGGCGAUAGAAUUAAACAAGAUGAAUACCUACAGUUUGUUAGCGGGACCAAUUUAAAAAUAUCUGGGUUGAUGACUAUGGAUUCUGGCAUGUUCCAGUGUUUGGCAUCAAACCCUGCUGGGAAUAUUCAAUCAUCAGCAUUUUUAAACGUUUUUCAUGCAGACAAUUUACCUAGUUCAAACAGUUCUACAAAUAUUAGUACUGAUUUCGUCAACUCAUUCUCUGCAGCUGAAAAACCCAAGGAUUUAAAAAACAAUCUACCGUCAUCCCCAAGAGCAUUAGAAGCCAGUCUUGUGUCAUCUAGGUUAGCCACUUUAACUUGGAUUAAUCCACUAAAAACUAACGGCGAGAUAUUAACUUAUACAAUAUUUUAUCAAGAAGAAGGAUCUGACAGAGAACGUAUGACAAACACGUCACAAACUGAUAUAACUAUUAGUGGAUUAUUACCCGAUAAGUAUUAUCUCUUUAGAGUAAUGGCGGUAAACGAAUAUGGCAUAGGCGAAAGUUCACCACGUUUGAAAGUAAUGACCAAAGCAGAAAUUAAUUUACCUGGACAACCCUAUAAUGUAACUGCUAAAGCAGUUUCACCUACAUCAAUAUACGUUUCUUGGUCUAGACCAGAACAUGGUAGUGAGAAUUUGAAAGAGUACAAAUUAUUUUAUAUGAAGGAUUCAACUUCAGAAGAACAAUUUUUUAUAACAAAACAUACAGACCGCGAAAUAAGUGAUUUAAGUCCUUAUACCAAGUAUAAAAUUUGGGUAGUGGCAUACAAUCAAAAUGGUCCCGGGAUGAAGUCUUUAGAAGUGGUUGUUUUAACAAGACCUUCAGCUCCAUCACAACCACCACAAAAUAUUGUUGUUGAAGCAAUUUCUUCUACGGAGAUUAAUAUUAGGUGGGAACAUCCACCAAAAUCUAAUCAAAAUGGAGUUAUAACAGGUUAUAAAAUUCGAUACAAAAAACCGGAUAGAAAAUCAUCUGGUGACACUAUCACAACUGCUGGUGAUAAUUUAGAAUAUCAAAUUUCUGGUUUAGACAAAAGUUCAACUUACCAAGUCCGUUUAUGGACUCUAAAUACUGUUGGAUCUAGCCCACCUUCAGAGUGGUUUACAGUAUUAACAUUUGAUAAAAAUCUUAGAGAAGAUACUGUCCCUGAUGCCCCUACUAAUUUCAAAGUUCGAGCUUUUUCCAAUUCAUUAUUGAUAACCUGGUCUCCACCAAAAGAUAAAAGUAUAAUUGUGAGAGAAUAUACAUUAGGAUGGGGUAAAGGUGUUCCUGAUGUGUAUAAGGAAAAAAUAAAUCCAAAAAUAAGACAAUAUGAAAUUAAAAAUUUAGAACAAAAUGCUGAUUAUGUACUGAGUCUUGCUGCUGUUAAUGAAAUGGGUCUUGGACCAAUAGUAUACCAAAUGGCAACCAUAAGAGAACAAACUAUUAUGAAUACGCUGGAUGAAUCAUCAAAUCCAAUAAUACCACCAAUUGGUUUAAAAACUAACGUUAUUUCUCCAAAUGCCAUAGAAGUAUCAUGGACAGAUAAUUCUCUUUUAGAUUUUGAUUCAAAUGAUGAAGAAAUGCGUUCUUACCUCAUACGGUACAAAUCGUCGUAUUCGCCUAACAAUGCACGUUACAAAUAUGUUAACACCUCUGAACUUUCUUGCAUUAUCAAUGAUUUAAAACCUAAUACUCAGUAUGAGUUUACAGUAAAAUCAAUCAAGGGCCAAUUUGAAAGUGCUUGGAGUUUACUUGUGAUGAAUAAUACUCAAGAAGCUAAACCAGCAUCACCACCAAGAGAUUUAACCGUUGUUAAAAAUGAUGAUAAACCUCAAUCUUUAACAUUAAAUUGGCAACCACCAAAAUUUUCAAAUGGACAAAUAAUUGCAUAUCUUAUUUUAUAUACUACUGAUGACACAAGUUCAGACAAUGAGUGGAUAACUGAAACAGUUGAUGGGGAACUUAUGUCUUACUCAAUAAAAGGACUAACACCGACUACUAAUUAUUAUUUUAAAAUUCAAGCUAAAAAUUCUGUUGGUUAUGGUCCAUUUAGUCCUACUAUUAGUAUCAAAACAUUGCCAGGUGGUACUUCUUACAAUGAUGGAACAUCACUAAAAGAUGGAAAAAGUGGUAUAAACAACACAACAAUUUUAUAUAUACUGAUCGCAUGUUGUUUGUUACUUAUAUCUUGUAUUGGUAUUGGAAUUGCUUUAUUGUGUUGUAAACAAAAUAAGCCAUUAAGAAACCGAAGUAAAAAAGGGUAUAUAAAAGGAUCUACUGGCUAUAAUGCAAAGGGAGUAGCUCAAUCCCCAAGCAUUAAACCACCAGAUUUGUGGAUACACCACGAUCAAAUGGAAUUAAAAUCAAUGGAAAAAUCAUCACAAGGUUCGUUAGAUACUAGUUCUGGAUGUGGUCAAGGAAGUUCUAACACUUAUGAUGGACCUGACACCCGUGUUACCAUACACCAUGUACCACAGACUACCAAUUCUUUAGAAAAAAAUAACUAUGUUUCAUCUUAUGUGGGUAAUACGAUUAUUCAACCUUUAUUGUCGGAUGAAAAAGUUUCCACAUUAAAUAAACGCUUUAAACCUGUUGUUUUGCCUGUUGAUUCAUUUGAUUCUAUUUAUAAUGAUACCAUGGCAACAUUACCUAGUCAGGAAUCUCGUUCACCUCAUCCAAAAUCUCAAUAUGCAACCACUACUAGAGCUCAUGUAACUGUAGAUUUAACAGCUGGAGCUCCUGAAAAUAAUUAUAUUGUUCAAGCUACUACAGUGCCAGAUAAAUUUGAAUCCAUACCAGUAUCAUCAACUACAAACCUUCAACAACAGCACACAGGAUUAGUGAACUCAAGUGAAAAAAGACAGCAAGGUCAUCCUUUGAAAAGUUUUAGUGUUCCUGCACCUCCACCUCAAUCAGCGCCAUCUACUCCCCAACAAAAACACAUUGUAACAGUUAGACCUCAAGGAUCAUCCAGCCCAUACAAAAAAAAUAUUUACUCAGCUAUUAAUAAUUCACCAUCCAGUACAUCAAUGUCUAGUGGUCCUAAAACAUGGAAGUCACCAUUAACUGGUGUGAAUCAAAGAGAUACUAUCUCAGAAGUAGAAUCUCUUAGUAAAAUACAAACUUCUUAUAGCACAGAAGAACUCAAUCAAGAGAUGGCAAACUUGGAAGGCCUAAUGAAAGAUCUAAGUGCAAUUACUGCAUCUGAAUUCCAGUGUUAGGCUCAGAUUUUUAUGUAGGUCUGUUAACUGUAAAAUAAAUAACACUUUAAAACGUAUAGAUUAUUAAGAUUUAAUUUAAAGUAUUAAAUGCAGUAUAUCAUAAAGACUGACCUCUGAUAUUCAGAGUGACUAUUUUAAACCACUAAAUUGCAUUUAUAGUUAUGUGUAUAUUUUUUAUUUGUUUAACAACUUAACUUAUUUAUACAGAAAAAAAUGAUUUGUAUAAAUUUGUCAUUCCUGUUUAUUUUGUGAUAUUUUAAAAAGUGAUUUCGAUAAAUUAGCAAUAACUUAAUAUGUUUCCAUUUAUGAUUUAUAUAGUUUAUAUAAUCUUAUAAAUUAAUUCUCGCAAUUGUAUGUAAUUUAUGCCAAAUGAAAUGAAUUGGUUCAUAAAUUACUAAAAAAUAACUUUGGCAAUAAAAAUUAUAAUUUAUUACGUGAAUUUGUUAAAUACAACUAAGCUUUAGACAUCCCUCCCCCUCACUCUUUUAUACUUAUGUCCCAUAUAUUUAACAUAACUUUAUUAACAAAUGAAUAUUUUUUAUUUAAACAUUUUAAUUUUUUCAUUAUAGAUAAGGUUUGUAUCAUUCAUUUUUUAUUGGUUGUUUUAUAUUUUAUCACAUUAUGUUGAUGGAAGAUUUUUUUAUUUACGUAAAAUGAAAAUUUAAAUUAUUACGACCUACUUGUUAUAACAGUUAUGAACGGCUGUCAUUUAGGUUAGCUUUACCAGCAAUACAUUUAUGUUAUUUUCUAAAAAUUCAAUUAUAAAUGACCAAACAUUAUAAUGAUUAUUAUUAUUUUUUUUUAAUUUAAGUACAAAGUAUUUAUUAUUAAGAACUAAAAUAAUAUGCCCUCAUACAUUGCAUAAAAGUUGUGAUUAAUAAUAUUUAAGUCUUUAAAUAUAUUUAAAGAAUUUAUCAAUUCAAAAAAACUUAUUUGUAAUUAUAAUAUUGUUUACUAACAGUUUUUAAUUAUUUUGAUGACAUUUUACAAAUCUUAACUAAAAUGUGUAUUAAAAUUUUUUUUUUUAAUGAAAAAAUUACAUAAAAACUCAAUUAAUGUUAUGGUUAAAUUUUAUUCCGGGGUUGAUAUUAAAUAUUUUUCUCCGGGUAUGUUUUAAAUUAUCAAUUUUGUAUUUUAUUGGGUUGUAAAUUCUAAAUGUUUAAAUCAAACAAAUAGUAUAGUUGAUUUUAAAAUUAAUAUUUACUUUUACCUUUGUGGGUUAAAUCAAAAUCUUAAAAAUUGUAUACUAGUCAUCUGGUAGUAUAACUGUGUCGGAGAAUAUUUUUAUGUAACAUUUUACAAAAUACUAUAUUAUCAAUUUAAAAUAUAUAAACUAUAUUUUAUAACAUAUUAACUGGGUAUAGAUUAAAAUAUUCUUAUCACAGUUUUACUUGCCAUUAUUUUAUCAAAAUACCAUGUCAUUUUAAGUGUUAUUUUUGCAAGAUGCACAUUAUACUAUAAUUCUUACAACCACAACUUGUAUUAAUGUACCUUAAACAUAGUUUUUUUUUUAAUCUUAGUUUUUAAUAUUAUACUGCCAUUGAAAUACUACUAUUGCAAUAAUGCAUCAAUUAUUUUUUGUGUAUAUUAUGUAAGAUAUAUGUAAAUUAACAUUCUUUACAUGUUUGUAAAUAACUUUUAGUUAAAAUUACUUAUAUCAUAUGUUUUAACAGAAUUAAUUUUAAUCUUAAUUGUAAAUGAUUUACUAAAACAUUACAUUUUAUACUUAUUUAUGAAUCAUAUUCUGUAUAAAAAUAUAUAAUAUAAUAAUAAUGUAUGGUCAAAAAACUGAUAUUCUAAUAAAAAAAAUAAUAAUAUAUUUUAAAAAUAUGUACCAGUGAUAUUUGCUUUAUUAUAUAUGUAUAAUUUAUUUUUAUAAUUUACUGUUUAAUUUAUUUUAUAUUUUUAUAUUUUUUCAUUUGUUUAAAAUUAACACAAAUCAAUAUUUGAGUUUUGUACUUUUUAAAUUAAUCUCAAAUGUUUAAAUAUAACAACUUUUUUUUUUGUAAUAUUUUAACUUUCCUAUGAUUAACAUUUUACAUUGUGUACGCAUUAAUUUAGUAUGUAAUUUUUUUUUUAUUUCAACUACUUUUAUGGCUAUCUAUCAAAUCUAAAUUUGGAAGUGCCUUAAUUAUUUAAAAAAAUCAAUUUUUUUACUAGAAUAUGUUAUUACAAACAAUACAAUUGUACUGUAAACCUUUAGUAGAUAGAUCUAGUUUUAGAAAUGUAUUUCAAUCAAAACAUCACAUGUCUGUACGACAGUUUUAUGUUAAUACAAUUUUGUAUACAUCUUGAUACUAAAUUAAUAAAUAAUAACUAUUAAUCUUACGUUAUAGAUCUCUUAAUCAAUUAUCUUUUUUUUUCAUAUCUUAAUUAGUGCUUUAUUUUAAAAUGACAAAUUGUAGUUCCUCCUUUUCAUCUUAACAUAUAUUUGUAUACCUACUUCAAAAUGUACAUUAUUUUUAAUAAACUUUUUUAUGAGCCAA